Lolium rigidum is the source of this 1248-nucleotide messenger RNA. Its product is annotated as putative serpin-Z6A. The coding region runs from base 1 to 1248 and encodes 415 amino acids. The record is from RefSeq and is a predicted model, not a curated record. The transcript is spliced from 2 exons. Gene Ontology annotation, molecular function: serine-type endopeptidase inhibitor activity. NCBI's taxonomy places the organism in Eukaryota, Viridiplantae, Streptophyta, Magnoliopsida, Poales, Poaceae.
AUGGAAAAGGAGGCGAUGCGUCCAAGCAAGAAGGCUCGCGGUCGCGGGACCUCCAUCGACUCCGGCGGGCUGACGGCGCUCGCGCUCCGCUUGGCCAACAAGUUUUCCAGUAGCGAGGAGCACAAGGACCAGAAUAUCAUGUUCUCGCCGUUGUCCAUCUACACCGCGUUGGGCCUUGUGGCGGCCGGCGCCCGUGGCACCACCUUGGACGAGCUCCUAGCGGUUCUCGGAGCCACGUCGCGCGACGAGGUCGGGGAGAUCGUGCAAGCCGUGUCAGAGCGCGCCCUGGCCGGCGCCGAUCACCCUUCAGGGCCGCUGGUCGUUACCUUCGCAUGCGGCGUGUGGUGCCAGAAAGAUCUGUCGCUCAAGCCGGCGUACCGGCAGGCCGCUGUCGAAUCCUACAACGCGGAAGCACGGGCCGUCGACCUCAUUAGUAAGUUUAAGGAUGCAAGAAAGGAGAUCAACAGCUGGGUCUCGAAGGCCACGAAGAACCUCGUCACCUCCGUCCUCCCGCCUGGCUCCGUGGACGUCGACACCAGGGUCGUGCUCACCAAUGCCAUCUAUUUCAAGGGCGAGUGGGAGGAGGCCUUCCUCCCGAGCCGCACCAAAGAGCACAGGUUCUACCGUCUCGACGGCAGCGCCGUCCACGUGCCCUUCAUGUCCGGAAUCGGAGGCGGCGACUACCGGGUAGGCUGCCACGACGGGUUCAAGGUGCUCAAGCUCCCUUACAAGCAGGCCGCGAAGGGCGCCGGCGCUCGGUACUCCAUGUGCGUCUUCCUCCCAACUGCGCGUGAGGGUCUGCGUAACCUUGCUGAUGAGAUGGCAUCCGGCGGCUCCGGCUUCCUGUUCGACCACAUGCCCAGGUGGACUAGGAGCGUGACCGAGCUCCGGCUCCCCAAGUUCAAGCUGUCCUUCUUCUGCAGCAUGAAGAAAGCUCUCAAGAGCUUGGGGCUCCGGGCGGCAUUCAGCACGGACGCCGAUCUGUCUGACAUGGUGGAGGCCAACUCCGGCGACAUCAACAUGCGGGUGGAAGAUGUGUUUCACAAGGCGGUCGUGGAAGUGAACGAGGAAGGCACCAAAGCGGCCGCCUCCACGGCCGUCACCAUGGUCCUUGAGUGCGAUGAAGAUCCUGAACCGCCUGUGGAUUUCGUCGCGGACCAUCCGUUCGCGUUCUUCAUAGUUGAGGAGUUGUCCGGUGCGGUGCUUUUCGCCGGCCACGUUCUUGACCCUUCUACCAACACCGAGUAA